AUGUACCACAGCUACCUGGAGCAACUCUUGAAGGAUAGCGAAGAGUUGCAUGACCGAAAGCGUCGUUUGAAAGAGACACUCCCGAAUAGAUCCGAGCAAAUCUCAGACUUUCGGCAAAGUCCCGAUACAAUCGAGGGGAAUGCUGGCUCGAUGGCACAAACUGACCUCAUCGGGGACAAGCCAUGGUUCCAAUCACACGAUGCCUCAUUGCUUCCUCUGUACAUCAGUGAAGCGACUUGCACCGCCUUUGCCACUCGUCUAUGCCAAUCCUUGAAGAGAACGAAUACGCCAACAUUGCAUCUUCCAAGGUCGCGUUAUACUGACGAGCCUACAAUUACAUCUCUCCUUCAUGCGGACAUACAAUGGCCCAGCCUUGUGUGUGCCCAGCUUUUGGUCAAAACCGCACUUGGUCACAACAUGUCCACUUUCCAUUUUGUUCUGAAAAAGGACACCAUGGAUAUGCUCCAUAGCGUUUAUCAGAGCCAAGACUUUGAGAAUCCAAGUAUCAAGUGCAAGUUUUUUGCUCUCUUUGCACUUGGGCAAGUUUAUUCGACUCCUUAUGGGUCCUCUGAUGCGCCAUAUGUACCGGGAUCGGAUUAUUUUGCGAAGGCAUUGAGUCUCAUCCAGGUCAUUCCCGAAAGACCAAAUAUGGUUCAUAUAGAGAGCCUGCUCUUGCUUGCAUUCUUCUGCCAAUUCUUGAAUCGCUUUCAUUCAGCGUAUCUCUUCAUCGGAAAUGCAUUGCGACUAGCGCUCAGCAUGGGCUUGAACUAUAACGUCCCACAAAGUCAAAAUCUACAUCCAGUGGCGCGAGAGCACCGAAUUCGAAUUUGGUGGUCUAUUUAUACACUUGAUCGCUUCUGGGGCUUGAAAUCUGGGUUCCCUGUUCAAAUUCACGAUAAGUGGAUUCAUGUUGAUCUUCCCUCCGGUUUGGCCUCUGAAACAUAUCCAGACCAAUUCGCUGACAGUGCAUUCGCAAUGUCAACCAUUGAACUUGCCAAGAUUACCGGCAACACGACAGGAGAUAUCUACUGCCAAAAGCAAUCUGUUGAGAGUUUCUUACAUUGUGAACAGAAAGUUCUGACUCAGUUGAAACAAUUCGUCCAAUCCCUACCUGAGCAGAUGAGGCUUCAUUCAGAUAAGCCAAACUCCAAAGAUGCGAUUCAUCUGCAUCUUCAAUUCAAUUUUUGCGUGAUCUUGGCCAUUAGACCAGUCCUCUUGCACAUUUUGAAGUUGACCAAGAAAGGCCACUCCCACCAGUCCACCGAUACAAUUUCACCAGUUCUGGUCACAUUGAGUGAGGCAUGCAUACACUCAGCAAGGCACUCUUUCGCCUUAUGUGUGGAUGAGUGGACGAGAGGAUCCUUUGCAAUAUACGGCUAUGCUUUCCCAGCAUAUCUCUUUUCAGCCGCACUCGUCUUGGUUGUCUCGAGUCUUUUGCCCCUUGGGAAUCCAGGCGAUCUGGCAUCUACCGAAACUGCCUUAGAGAUACUAAAGAAUCUCAGCUUGACUGGCAAUCUUGCGUCAAGAGACCUUUAUGAUCACCUUACGCGGGUGCGGCAGUGUCUUGAUGACAAUUCUGUUUCUCCUGCACUGGCGCUUGAUAAUUCUGAAAAUAAUCCCGUCAAUGCAUUACCGAUGGAUGAAGGAUUGCUUCCAAUGCCCCCACGACCAAACCGAUGCUCCGGCUAUCCUCAUGUUUCCUCGGGGUUAGAGGACUUGAAUUCUCAACUCUUUGAAUCCAACGUACCCUAUCUAACUACAGAAAUGGCUCUUCACCAGCCCACUAUGCUAAAUUUUCUGACGCGACCUCAUGUGGACUUUGGACUUCUGGAUCCGGUGGAGAUGUUCAACGAUUUCGAUUUAGCCUUUUCAAGUUCUUCCAGUUGA
Molecule: messenger RNA, 1887 nt
Organism: Penicillium canescens
Lineage: Eukaryota; Fungi; Ascomycota; Eurotiomycetes; Eurotiales; Aspergillaceae
Product: fungal specific transcription factor domain-containing protein
Exons: 3
Coding region: 1-1887 (628 amino acids)
Biological process (GO): DNA-templated transcription; positive regulation of transcription by RNA polymerase II
Cellular component (GO): nucleus
Molecular function (GO): sequence-specific DNA binding; zinc ion binding
Source: RefSeq, a predicted model, not a curated record